CAUAAUAUUAAGUCCUGCUAAAUAACUUGUUUCAACUUUUGUGUUAUAUAACAAUUUUGUAACUGAAUGUUGUAACAAAUAUUGAACGUAGCAUUAAUUACAAUAAGGAUUUAAUUUAAAUACAAAUCAAAAUUUAAAAUAAUUACUAAACAAAUCAUGACCGCAUGGAAAUGUGAUAAACAUGGUCACAUUCCUGUUGAAUUACAAUUCCCAAUUUCAACUCUUUGGGCGAGAAAUGAACCGGCCUCUAUUACUAGUGUAGUAAUUUAUAUUUAAUAAUAGAACAAAGUGUUUAUAUUUUUGACGAUUAAUGACUUAAAUAAGUAAAAUAUAAACCGUGUUAAAAUGGAUAAACAAGAUCAAAGCCAUAAAAAAAGUUAUGCCUGCGGAUUCGCUGGCUGUACUUCUGUAUUCAAUAGGCCUUAUAGAUUGGCACAGCAUCAAUUGGUCCACAUAGGUGUCAAACCUUUUGCCUGUAAUCAACCAAACUGUACUAAAGUAUAUACAAACAAAAGCCACUUAGACCGUCACAUCAACAGUAUCCAUAAAGAAAGUGAAAUUGAUAUCCUCUACUGUUGCCCAAAAUGUAUGAAAAAGUAUGCAAAUCGGCAAAAUUUAAAACGGCAUAUAAAAGUUACUCACAUAAAUAACAAAAAGCAAUUUUUGUGUGACAUAUGCAAAGUAUAUUUCAAAAAAAAGCAUCAAUUGCGUAGCCACAUGCAUGUUCAUAAUGGAAUAAAACCAUUUAGAUGUCCUUUUUGUGAGAAAGACUUUGUGACUCUGUAUGAGAAAAAGAAGCAUAUGAAAAAUCAUAAAACAUAUGAGUGUGAACAAUGCAACUCAAAAUUUAACAGGUGGUCAGCUUUGAUGACACAUAAAAAAACAGAACACCGGUCACGUGAAUACAUAUGUAAUGACUGUGCCAAAGUUUUUAAGGAGAGAUCACACAUAAUACGACAUAUUAAAAAACAUAAACCGAAAGCACUAAAAACUGCAUUCUUUUGCCCAUAUGAGAAGUGUCAUAGAUAUUAUUCACGUAACAGUAAUUUAAAACAACAUAUACGGGUAAAACAUGAAGGUCAGACCUUUGACUGUGCUGCUUGUGGAGCUAAAUUAUCUACAAAGGCAAAACUAAAGAAGCACAUUGAAUGUCAUUCCCGACCCAAAUUAACUUUAAGAAUUCAAAAAACAUUGGAAACAGGCCGAAAAAAAAGAAAAGACGAAAACACCUUAAAAACAUCAACUGCACUUAAAAUAGCGGGUAUUAUCAGUCAGGACAUAGAAGAAGUAAUAAUAUCUCCCAGUGAAAAUAUUCUUGUGAAUUGUUAAAUGUUUUAUUAAUUUAUUAAUACCAAUAAACUAAUAUAUAAAGGGGUUAUUUAAU
Messenger RNA from Nymphalis io (European peacock), 1384 nucleotides. Its product is annotated as zinc finger protein 569-like. NCBI's taxonomy places the organism in Eukaryota, Metazoa, Arthropoda, Insecta, Lepidoptera, Nymphalidae. Gene Ontology annotation, biological process: regulation of transcription by RNA polymerase II. The record is from RefSeq and is a predicted model, not a curated record. The transcript has 7 exons. Gene Ontology annotation, cellular component: nucleus. Bases 346 to 1329 code for a protein of 327 amino acids.